CUUCUACUACUGGUAAAUGUCAAAACAUAACCUUUCUCUACAUCACACCGUAUUUGACUCAAUACAAGCAGUUGUUUAUUGUGAUGAAAUAUUUGUUAAGAUUUGAGAUUGUUUAUUGUACAGUUUAAGUCAUUCGUUGCACAUUGUUGAUUACUGCUUCUUCACCAUAGCAAUGUGGAUUUUAAGCAGAGUUAAUAAUGAAGACAAAGUCUACCUCCUUUGUGAUAAGCCCCAUUACACGGUGGGUCGAAACAAGACAUGUGACAUUGUCGGCGAACAGACUCAAUCGUCGUUGGGUAGAUUUCAUGCCACUCUUCAUCCCUAUGAAGAUCGUGUAGAAAUUAUCGACACCGAGUCAAAAUACGGCACCUAUAUCAACGAGCAAAUUAAUUCAAAUGUACGAAUUGAUCCGAAAGUACCGGUUCUACUGAAGGACGGUGACACCAUACGAUUUGGAUUCAUUGAUUUUACGUGGAAGCUGGAGAAAGUGGAUAUUGUCGUUCUGACUUCAACAUUGAACGAGCGUGAGAAAAAUAACUUGAAAAGAGACAUUACCACUCUGGGCGGUCAAUUUGUCGAUCAAUGGUCGGACACUUGUACUCAUCUGGUCGUGAAAAGUUUGACACUAACUGUGAAAGUGUUGCAAGGCUUGUGUCAUGCCAUUCCAAUUGUUAAACCCGAUUACUUCAGAGCUAUGUUGUCGUCCAUUCGUAGUAACGGUACUAUGCCCAAAGUGGAAAUGUUUCAACCAGCUAUUGUGGAGCGUGUGGGUGGAAACACCUGGUCGAUGGAGGCGAACAUUGACCGAAAACGGUUAUUCGUUGGAAAAACAUUAGUUUUCAUGAACAGCAGACAAAUGGAAACGUUCAAAGGCAUCAUUGAAUGUGCCAUGGGAAAAUGUUCAUCGCUCGAUACGAAAAAGUGGCAACGAAGGAGCCUCGUUAAUCCAGGGGUAAUUGUGAUAAGUGAUUCAUCGGGCUCAACCCAGAGUCAAGUAGCUGUGCAAACUGCGAAUGAAUUGAACGAUUUUUUGAUAUCAAAAGGAAGUCGGAUGGUUCCGGACUCGGAAAUCAGUCUUGCCAUUUUACACUGUUCGCUGAAUAAAUUCUGCAAUCCUAACCACACGUUGAAAGAUAAUUUCGAAAGCAAGCCUCGAACGGUUCCGUCUAAAUUGUUAGCUAACGAUACACCAGCUAAUCAAAAUGGAGGUUCUGCAACAUCAUCGACAAGUUCUAUAAAUGUACCUGAGACAAUCGACCAGCCGAAUACACUGGCAUCAACUGUUCCCAGUAAUUCCGAAAUAAUUGAACUAAUGGAUGACGAUGAUGAUGCCAUGUUAAUACAGAGUGUCGAUUUUGCCAUGUCGAUGGAAGAGGUUAACAAUAAAAAGCGGAAGAAUUCAAGUGACAUCGAAGAACGGUCGGUAAAAAAACGGAAUUUGAACAAGAGCGCUGAGUCAGACGCUCUUUUGGACAAAAAUAGUGCGCCGGAUGAAAGUGCUGCAUCGAGCAAGAGAGGCUCGACGGACAAAAGUGUUGCAUCGACCACCAAAGCCAGCCAGAGCUCGGAUAUUCCACAGCGCAGUACGAGAUCCGCUUCAAAAAUCCAAAGUUUCUCGAAGACAAAACAUGGAAUCGAAAGUCCAAUAGAAGGAAUGAAGAACCAAAGCGCUAAGCUGAGUACUGCAUCGACCACAAAAGGUCUGCUGGAUAAAAACACUGCACCGGAUGAAAGUGCUACAUCGAGCAAGAGAGAUUCGUCGGACAAGAGUCUUGCAUCGGCAACCAGAUCGAACCAGAGCUUGGAUAUUCCACAGCGCAGUGCGAGAUCCGCUUCAAAGAUUCAAAAUUUCUCAACGACUGAACAUGUAACCGAAAGCCGAAAAGAAGUUAUAGAAGGAAGGGAUAGUCUGAGCUCUAAGCCGAGUACUACAACUAAAAACACAAACAAUCAACAUACGCGUACUGUCCAACAAAGUGGAAAUAAACGUGAUUCUACGGAGAAAAACUCCGAAACUUUUCCUACAGAAAUCUCAAUUAUCCAAGGAAGUCAAAUGCAAUCACGUGCCGCAAAUAAUUCCCAGCCAAAGUGGACAUCAACUCAAAUCGAUACACCCUCGAAGCGUAAACGAACCGCUCAUCGUGGUCCAACCUCAAGCAUUUUUGGCGGCAAUGAUUCGGAUAGCGACGAUGAUCUAUUCAAAUUCAACAACGAACCAUCAGUGAAAAAGUCACGACCAGCCAAAGGCAGUGACUCAGAUUCUGAUGAUAAUCGAAAUUAUCCUCGAUCAAGCGGACCAGUUGCACCAGUUCCGAUGCUACCACCCAUACCCAUCACACAACCUCAGUCUCAAAUUGCACCAGAUAGUUGGUUGAGCAGACCAGCACUGACACAAACAUUCACAGGCAACACAACUAUCCGUUCAAGGCCAAGGAAACGAAAUGAUCGCGCCGACAAGGCGAAAUCGAACAAUGUUUCAACUGGAUGGCAAAUUGGCCAGUUUUGCAUUUCGACUCCUCCCGUUGCGAUACCGACUCAAGGCUGGUGCUCAAAGGAUACCAUAAAAUCGGCGAGUUUGGAGAAUGAUAUGAAGCAGGAGGAUUCGAAAGGGAAGUCUAUGCUGGAAGCAUCUAAUGAUUCUCUCAAAUGUGGUAUUCAAGUGAUCACUAAGAGUAUGAAUUUGAUGAGUACCAGCGGUAAAGUGUUCAAGAAGCAGAGCUUCAUCGUGCCAUCAGAAAUUAUAAAAACUACAAAAAUCUACGAAUUUUGAUCAGCGAAUUGCUCAAAAAUUCGUCCUAUUUUUUUGCGAAGUUAAUUUUCAUUUAUCAAAUAAAUUCUCGUUUACUCUUUAAUAA
Molecule: messenger RNA, 2855 nt
Organism: Bradysia coprophila
Lineage: Eukaryota; Metazoa; Arthropoda; Insecta; Diptera; Sciaridae
Biological process (GO): mitotic G2 DNA damage checkpoint signaling; double-strand break repair via homologous recombination
Cellular component (GO): Mre11 complex
Molecular function (GO): protein binding; damaged DNA binding
Source: RefSeq, a predicted model, not a curated record